AGAACACAAGCGGAACUGGUGUCUUUUGCAAGACUGAAAUCAUGGCAGGUCCAGAAACUAAUACCCAAUUCCGACUCACUGGUAUCAGAAAAUAUUUCAACUCUUACACUCUCACAGGUAGAAUGAAUUGUGUACUGGCCACAUACGGAGGCAUCGCUUUGAUGGUCUCAUACUUCAAGUCAAGGUCUAAAAAAACACCAGCUGUGAAAGCAACAUAAACAGAUUUUGAAGUGUACUUCAUCUGCUAAGUUCCUAUGCCUGGAGAAGCUAGUGUUCAGGUGGGGUAACUGAAAGCCAAGAGGGAAAGGGUCUUGC
Molecule: messenger RNA, 315 nt
Organism: Panthera uncia (snow leopard)
Lineage: Eukaryota; Metazoa; Chordata; Mammalia; Carnivora; Felidae
Product: ATP synthase membrane subunit K, mitochondrial-like
Exons: 1
Coding region: 42-218 (58 amino acids)
Source: RefSeq, a predicted model, not a curated record